Messenger RNA from Malus domestica (apple), 1304 nucleotides. Its product is annotated as probable pyridoxal 5'-phosphate synthase subunit PDX1. The record is from RefSeq and is a predicted model, not a curated record. Gene Ontology annotation, biological process: pyridoxine biosynthetic process; amino acid metabolic process; pyridoxal 5'-phosphate biosynthetic process. Gene Ontology annotation, molecular function: amine-lyase activity. Lineage: Eukaryota; Viridiplantae; Streptophyta; Magnoliopsida; Rosales; Rosaceae.
CUAAAAAUAGAUACUGGAAAUCGGAGUAACAGAGCGGGAAGUUAAAAAUAAAAUAAAAUAAAAAUACCAUCGUUCUCCACCACCUUCCUCCUCCUUUCUUGCGAAAUCUCACAAUCCACAAAUCCCCCAGAAAAUGGCUGACAGAAGCGGCGUCGUCACCGUCUACGGCAAAGGCGCCAUAUACGAAACCACCAGCAAGUCUUCCCCGUUCUCCGUCAAAGUCGGCCUCGCCCAAAUGCUCCGCGGUGGCGUCAUCAUGGACGUCGUCAACCCCGCCCAGGCCCGUAUCGCCGAGGAAUCCGGUGCCUGCGCCGUCAUGGCCCUCGAGCGCGUCCCCUCCGAUAUCCGAUCACAGGGUGGUGUUGCUCGAAUGUCCGAUCCCCAGCUCAUCAAGGAGAUCAAGCGCUCCGUCACCAUCCCCGUCAUGGCCAAAGCCCGCAUCGGCCAUUUUGUCGAGGCCCAAAUCCUCGAAGCCAUCGGCGUCGACUACGUCGACGAGAGCGAAGUCCUCACCCUCGCCGACGACGAGCACCACAUCAACAAGCACAAUUUUCGAGUCCCGUUCGUCUGCGGAUGCCGGGAUCUCGGCGAGGCGCUCCGCCGGAUCCGCGAGGGCGCCGCGAUGAUCCGGACGAAGGGGGAAGCCGGCACCGGGAACAUCGUCGAAGCCGUUCGGCACGUCCGGCACGUGAUGGGGGACAUCAGGGUCUUGAGGAACAUGGACGACGACGAGGUGUUUGCGUACGCGAAGAGAAUCUCGGCCCCGUACGAUCUCAUGAUGCAGACGAAGCAGGUCGGGAGGCUGCCGGUGGUGCAUUUUGCCGCCGGCGGCGUGGCGACUCCCGCAGACGCGGCGCUGAUGAUGCAGUUGGGGUGCGACGGGGUUUUCGUCGGGUCGGGUGUGUUCAAGAGCAGCGACCCGGCCCGGAGAGCCCGGGCGAUUGUGCAGGCUUCGACCCAUUACAGUGACCCGGAUGUGCUGGCGGACAUCAGCUGCGGAUUGGGCGAGGCAAUGGCCGGGAUUAAUCUGAACGACGAGAAGGUCGAGAGGUUCGCAUUUCGGUCUGACUGAAACGGUGAGUUUUGAGUUUGGAGCUUUUUGGUGAUCCCCAAAGGGCUAAAAGCUUAAAGUUUUCAACUUUUAGAACCAUAUGAACAUUGCCCGUAUACACCAUUUGUGGUAAAUUUAAAUUUCAUGGCUCAGCCGGAUUUAUUUCUGGAAUUUUUAUUUCUUCUUUCUUUUGUUAUUUCCGAAAUAAUGUUUCACAUGUAUAUAACAAAAGUAUAACACUAUAUCGUGUUCA